Messenger RNA from Chara braunii, 1196 nucleotides. The record is from the annotation of a GenBank genome assembly. NCBI's taxonomy places the organism in Eukaryota, Viridiplantae, Streptophyta, Charophyceae, Charales, Characeae.
GCACGAAGAUGAUGAGGCAGCCUGUUUAUGCAGCAAACUUUCUCCUUGACCCAAGGAAAAGAGACAACAAGUGGUUGAUGGACAUACACUCCCCGCUGGUCCAAAACACCCUCAAGUUCUUCUUAUCACAGUGCAAAGAGGAGGCUACUUGGGGGUGCAAGGAGCAGCUAAAUUUGUGGGCGGACUUGCAAACUUUCCACAAGGAGUCAAUUGAAGACAUGUUGGGAAAGGAUCCAGUGACAAGAAGAGUGGUGGAGGAGAGCUUGUGGACUGACUGCGCGACGUUCGACAUCUCCCUUGCUCAAAUGACAGCCUCUGAAUGGUGGAACCUCCAUGGGGUCUCUCAUAAGAAGGCGCGAGACAUUUCCAUGAGGGUGACGACGAUGUGGAGCGCUCGAACCCCUUGUGAGAGAAACUGGUCCUCUCUCGAUCUUGUCAACGACAAGAGGAGGGAUCCGCUGUCGCCUGACAGCCUUGCCAAGUUAGAGUACAUCCACUGGAAUCUUCAGCUGUUGGACAUCAAGAAGAAGAAGAGCACGGAAAGCUUGGCAAGGUACUUGGACAUGUGGGCUGCAUUGAAGUUCUUCAACGAUGGGGAGACACCAAUGUCGAAUGAUCCUGCGGUGUUGCCAAAGGCUGCAACUCCAGCAGACUUGAGUGAUGACGAAGUCAAGGGCGUGCAGCACGACAACGUGGACGUGAGCCUGGCAGGAAGGAAGAAGAACGUGCAGCCUGACACCGGUCUAAAAGUGGCAAGGAAAAGGGGGCGCUCGCGGAAGUACCCACUGCAGCCAGCUGCAUCAGCAUGUGCUCGGACCGGCGAGGAUGGUGGUGAAGGGGGUGAGGUGGAAGAGCAUGUCGCUCGGGUGAGGAAGGUGCAAGGGGGCCCUGCACUCACAUUGGACGGUGUGGAGACACGCCUGUCAAAGCGGCUGAAGAGAAAGGCAGCAAGGAAGGCGGGGGUCGUGGAAGAUGAUCCGACGGAUGCGGAAGAAAGCAGCAACGAGAGUGAUGAAGAUGUCGGGAAAGCGACUGGGAAUAGGACUCAGCGGGGGAGGAAGCUGGAAGCCCCCACACUUGCACCGGUCUGAGGGCUGAUAAUGUUCAAUGGUCAUAGUCGUCAAGUGUCGGAAGUGGUGAUUCUUCGCACAGUUUAUCCCUUGGGUUUUCCAAGGCAAUCAAUGUUGUGCCACUUC